ACGGAGACGCCAGGAACGCGCAUCGCUCCGCAGAUCAGAACGGGAAUGGAAGCGGGAGAGAAACGGGAGGCUCGCUCGUCUCGUCUUCACCCAGAAAUAUAAGCGGUCGUCACGGGCAGCGAACCCCCGGUUGAGGCUGGAGUGCUUCUGGGAUUGUGUCUCUGGAUUUGCGCAACACACCAGCGGCUUUUCCCCAUUGUUACCGUUUCCUUCGGACAAGACAGAAGCCGCAGGAGCGUCGGCUGGUUUGCGACAAUUGAUUGAGGACCCUUUCCAUUCAGAAAUCAGCUUGGCACUGCCACAGGACCAAAGAUGGAGCAGUUUUCAGAUGACGAGCUGGAUCACGCUGCGGAGGAGGACAGUGAUAAAGAGGACCAGGACCUGGACAAAAUGUUUGGAGCUUGGCUUGGAGAGCUGGACAAACUGACAAAGAGUCUGGAUGAUGGGAGACCAGAGAAGGUGCAGAAAGCUCCUCUCAGACAAGAUUCAAACAUGGCCAACAUGGCCUACCGCUUCUCCGUUUAUAACAUCAAUGAGGCUCUGAAUCAGGGGGACGCAGUGGAUCUGGACGCUCUGAUGGCGGAUCUCUGCUCUAUUGAACAGGAGCUUAGCACCAUCGGCAAACCCAGCAGCUCUUCCUCUCGCCUUGGCCUAACUGGAGAAGCAAAGCUCCGUCAGAAACCCCCAGCGGGCCGCAGUCACAGCACCAAACACACGGGGGGCAGCAGCAGCAGUGGUGGGAGCACCAGCAGCAGCACCCGCGCUUCACCUGCGUCCACCGUCAGACUGAGCAGCUCCAGCAGCAGCAGACCCCCGUUGGCUUCCAACUUCUCUCUGGAUGACAUUACAGCCCAGCUGGAGAAAGCCUCCCAAAGCAUGGAUGAAGCAGCCCGGCAGGGCUCCACACCCUCAGUGGCGUACUCUUCCUCCACCGUGCGGCGACCGGCCUCUCACCAUCAUCAUCAUCGCAGGACAGGCUCUGUUGGGACGGUUACAGAGCAUGAGGUGCGCUCGUUUGUCCAUUCCUCUCGCGCUAGCAUUAACUCGGCCUCUGCGUCCAGCAUGGACUCGCUGGAUAUCGAUAAACCCUCGUCAGAUCAGGAUGGGGUACAGGACGGACUGGGCCAGCCAAGUACAGAGCACUCGUAUCUGGACAGGGAGACCUCUCUCAUUCUGAAAAGCAUUGCAGGAAAGCCCUCUCACUUGCUGACCAAGGAGGAACAAGCUGCCAAACAAAAAGCUGAGAAGAUUCGAGUGGCUCUAGAGAAGAUCAAGGAAGCACAGGUUAAAAAGCUGGUAGUCCGGGUGCAUCUAUCAGAUGAAAGCUCUAAGACUAUGAUGGUGGAUGAAAGACAGACGGUGCGUCAGGUGCUGGACAGCCUGCUGGACAAAUCUCACUGUGGGUACAGUCUGGACUGGUCUCUGGUAGAGAUCAUCACUGAACUCCAGAUGGAGAGAAUCUUUGAAGAUCAUGAGAAUCUGGUGGAGAACUUGUUGAACUGGACGAGGGACAGCACCAACAGACUGAUGUUCAUUGAACGAAUUGAGAAAUAUGCGCUGUUUAAGAACCCUCAGAACUAUUUGCUAGGGCGUAAGGAGACGUGUGAGAUGGCGGACAGGAAUAAAGAGGCUCUGCUGGAGGAGUGUUUUGGUGGAAGCACUAUCAGCGUGCCUGAGAUAGAAGGGGUGCUCUGGCUCAAAGACGACGGCAAGAAAUCCUGGAAAAAACGCUACUUCUUGUUACGAGCCUCUGGGAUUUAUUACGUGCCAAAGGGUAAAGCCAAGGCCUCCAGGGACCUGGUUUGCUUCCUGCAGCUGGAUCAUGUUAAUGUGUACUUGGGUCAGGACUACCGCAGCAAAUACAAAGCCCCCACUGACUACUGCAUGGUCUUGAAGCAUCCUCAGAUUCAGAAGAAAUCACAAUACAUCAAGUACCUGUGCUGUGAUGAUGUCAGAAUGCUGCAUCAGUGGGUCAACGGAAUACGCAUUGCCAAGUAUGGGAAGCAGUUGUAUGUGAACUACCAGGAAGCUAUGAGACGCACAGAGGCUGCACAUGAUUGGUCUUCUCUGUCCAGCUCCAGUAUUAAAUCUUGUUCCAGUUCCUCAAGUCUACCAGAAUCUCAGUCUAACCACUCUAGCCAGUCAGACAGUGGUGUGUCGGAGACCACAUCCUCUGGUCAUGUGCGCUCUCAGAGUGUGGUCAGCUCUAUCUUCUCCGAGGCCUGGAAGAGAGGCAAUCAAGCAGAUGAACCCAAGAUGAGAAUUGAUGGCCCACCAGCACAGCCUGCAAGAGCCUCUUACCCUCUGCAACUCCCCCCACUGCCCCAGUCUUUGCAGUCUCGGAGCAGCUACAGCGGAGUGUCCCCAGCAUCACCUUCUUCACCCCCAUCUCCACCACCACCGCCUCCACCACCUCCACUUCCCAACCCCACACACCACUCAACCCCAGUUGUGUUCACUAAAUACAGCACCCUUGCAAGGCUGCAAAACAUCUCCCAGGCUCCGAAUCAUUACAAACAAACACCGUUAUUAGCAGCACAGCAACAAACCACGCCCCCUGUGCCACCCCCACAGUCUCUCAAACCUCUUAUGAAUAACACAGCAGAAGUUGACAGCAGUCCUCCUCCAGCCCCCCCACCACCUCCUCCAGAAAUGCCAGUGCCAGGAUCAGCCAUGGCAGUGUUAAAGCAUGCCCCCGUCAGCCCCCAGUACACUCCCCCUCCACCUCCAGAGGAAGACCCAUCUUAUCUACAAAGUAAUGGAUAUUUGCCUCCACCCCGCACCCCAGAACAGUUAAAAUACCCACCUCCCCUCAGUACCAAUGGGCUCCAACAAUUCUUAGCUCAGAAGUUCCCCAAUAUGACCUACGACUUCUCACCUGUGCAGCAAGAUGAAGAACCUCCGCCUCCUCCAGUGUGUUUCUCUCCACCACCUCAGAUGUCAGGCCCACCUGCUCCACCUAAAACAUUUACUGGUGGGUUUCCACCCCAAACAGCUCCAAAGCCAGGCCAUGGUAUUUCCCCCAUUUCCCCUGUGCCACCUUCUCUUUCUCCAACCCCUUCUUUGAUGAAGAAACAGCAGAGCCUCUCCAGUGGGCACAGUCCCAAUCAACCGCCCCCCCUUCCCAAACAAUAUAGCCUUUCUUCCAAAGCUUCAUCUGUAUCUGCUCCCAUCUCUCCAACCCAGUCACUUGUAAAACAGAUUGUAAACCAUUCCCCGCCCCGAUACCCUGAUGGAUCCAAAGGUCCCAUAUCUCCCCCUGUGGUAAAAAACAAGCCAAAAUGGCAACCAGGAGGGCAGGCACAACCACAGUCUCCUGAAUUUCCUCCACCUCCUCCAGAGAGUACCCUUGAAUUUCCUCCUCCACCUGCUCCAAGUCCUCCUCCUGCUUCACGUCCUCCUGGUAAAUCUGGAUCACCAAUCAAAAAGUCCCCAUCAACAUCGUCAAAUUCUUCUACUGGUUCAGGAGGAAAGAAGCCCCCUCCAACGCCACAGCGCAAUUCUAGCAUGAAGGCCACUUCUUCUGUUGAGUACCAAGAGUCCAAGAAAGUGGAGGAUCUGGUCAGCAUGUUUGGCCAAACAAGUCAAGCCCCACCCAGCUCCUUCUCAACUCCAUCCUCUACAGGAUCACCUUCCAAGGACUCUUCGGGCACUAACAAACCAGGCAAGAUCAACUUGGCUAAUCUGCCUCUGGCUCUACAGGGGAGGCAAAGUCAGUGUCGCCAAUCGAGCGCAGACUUUCCAUCUCCUCCUAUGGAUUGUGACUUUCCCCCUCCACCGCCAGACUCUGAACUCCUGCCUCCACCCCCUCUCCCAUCGGAACUGCACAUUGGGGCUCCCAAAGUAGCUGUGGUGAAUCCACAACCCCAACACUCCUCCAGCUCCACAUCCUCAUGGAAGCAGAGCUCCUUGAAGAAAAUGCCCCCUCCUACUAUGCACCGCCGCAGCAGUGGCCCACCUGAGCAGCUAGCUCUUUCUCCACCUCCUCAACAGAUGCCUCUGUCCUCUUUUAACUCUCAGAUCCCACCCACGUCUCCCAAGGCAAAUCUUUCCAUGCAGCCCAACUUCCUGGAAGACCUCAACAGAACUCUCAAAAGAAAGUCCAUGACUCGUCAUGGUUCCCUCACCUCCUCUCGAAUCUCAGCCAAGCUGGAGCCUGUAGCCACAAUGGACGAUAUGGCCCUUCCACCCCCUCCUCCAGAGCUGCUGCUGGGCCAGCAGAAAAAGGGUGGAUACAUGAGCGCCAACAUCUCAGGCUAUGCAACAUUACGGCGGGGUCCCCCUCCUGCUCCACCCAAACGGGACCAAAACACUAAACUGACAAGCGAGUGGUAGUUGGACAUGUGCCGAGUAUGAAUAUGUGACUCUCCUUUUCCACUCUGUCUUCAGUGACUGAAAAAUCUGCAUUAAAAUAAUACUCAUUUUAACUCCAGAUUAUAACCACGAUAUGAAAAAGCCAAACCAUCUAUAACAUAAGCUUCUCUGCGUGUUUGUGCCGCUUUGCUAUUAAGUGUAGCAGAUCUAAAAAAAAAAAAAAAAUACUGAGAAAAAGAGACUGACGUCGUUAUUAUAGGUACUGCAUGGACACUGCUGUGAGGAAGGGGAUAAUGUAUAUGUAUUAUAAAAUAUAUAUGUGGAACUCUGGGGCGGGAGGGAACUUGUACUUUUUUAUAUGAAAUUAUUUAAUACCUGAAAUAUAUUCUUAUUUUAAAGUUUAGUUUUGAAAACCCUUGACUGUAAACGUUAAACGUUGAUAGAAAAUCAGGGUUGCUGAACCGAUGCUUGUGUGUGUGUGUGUGCGCGCAUUUUAUCUGAGUGAUUUGGUUGAUCCACUCUCAGACAAAUGGCGAGGGGCAGGCAAUUACGCCACCCUUGCUCAUAGUGCAGAUCCCAAUGUGGGAGUUGCACUUGUGUAGCAUACAUUCUAAAUGAAGUAUUCUACCAAAUUUUCCAGAUUUAAUUUAAAUGAUUUAGAACCUUUCACUGAAAUGUGGAGAAAGAAAAACCGCUACCAUUGUUAUUGAUGAAUCUGUUAUGUUGUGUCAUUGUGGACCCUUACUUUUUCAUGAAGAUGUCCAAAUGUUAGCCAGUGAAAAUGAGCCUGUUACCACAUGAGUGUGUAGCUGGCCUGUGUCUGGGAUGAGAUGUGCUGUCUGUUUAUGUUUGUUACAUUGCUAUCUAUCUGUACAUACAGCUGCAGUUCCUGACUUUAUCAAUGUGCGUUAGCUCUGCAUGGGUGAAACACACAAUAGGAAGUGAUGUCGUUCUCCUUAUUUUGACCUGUCUUUAUUCAGUGCUGUAUUAAAGUGUCACAUAUCUGGAACAUCUAUCUUUCAUGUUUCGGCAAUGCCAAAAUGUAUUGACAUUAGCAUGCAUGCUUCCACAGUAUGGUUGCCUAAGAUUGCACACUUUGUAGGGUUUAGGAUCAUAGCCACAAAAUAAAAGGUGUCAUGUCAAGUUUACUUGACGUACAAUGCAAAAAAUUCACUGUGUGCCUACUGUCAUUGUCGUCCAUCUAGCAAACUUGAAUACGUCUGCUGAGAAAAUGUGUACUUUAUGGAUUUGCAUUUCCAAAGGCUAAUUAAAAUGUAGGAACAGACGGAAGAGUACAGAGCUAAUGCUGCUUCUUAAAGUCAGGAACCUUUAGUUAAAUAAGUGGGGAAGUAAAUGUCUGUUACAUAUAAACUGAACAAUAUAGUUGUGUAAAUCACAGAA
Messenger RNA from Danio aesculapii, 5715 nucleotides. It is a transcript of the gene raph1a, whose product is annotated as Ras association (RalGDS/AF-6) and pleckstrin homology domains 1a. Gene Ontology annotation, cellular component: plasma membrane; cytosol. NCBI's taxonomy places the organism in Eukaryota, Metazoa, Chordata, Actinopteri, Cypriniformes, Danionidae. Gene Ontology annotation, biological process: signal transduction. The record is from RefSeq and is a predicted model, not a curated record.